This is a messenger RNA of Hippocampus zosterae (dwarf seahorse), 9995 nucleotides long. RefSeq names its product striated muscle enriched protein kinase a (gene spega). Gene Ontology annotation, molecular function: ATP binding; protein binding; protein kinase activity. Lineage: Eukaryota; Metazoa; Chordata; Actinopteri; Syngnathiformes; Syngnathidae. The record is from RefSeq and is a predicted model, not a curated record. The transcript is spliced from 39 exons. Bases 518 to 9109 code for a protein of 2863 amino acids. Gene Ontology annotation, biological process: protein phosphorylation.
CAAGAGGACGAGAACACCAUAUAUGCUCAAAAGUUCUGAAGAAUUUUUCAAAGGAUACAUAUUCACAAAAAACAGGAGUUUGCGGCGCUUGAACACUCCAUGUCGGAUUGCUUUCUCUCCCUCUCUGUCACCCGACAGAAGGUUGGGGAGGGGGGUCAAAGUCUAGAAAAGGGGGCCAUGUGGAUGGCUGCUAAUGCUCCAUGAUCCAGGGUGGACUUACACCUGCAGAAGGACACGCAGCGAUGUACUAUUUCCCUCCAUGGAUCUUGUUACUUUAACCCAGGCUUUGCGGGGAUGUUCAAAAGAAUUCCUAUUGGAUUUCAAGGCAAAGUCAGUCUCCUGCCGGGUCAUCAUUGGCGUUCUUCGCAUGUCCAAAGGUGUGAGAGCUGAAAGAAUAUCUGGCAGGCCUGCAACAAGUGCCAUCCAGAUAUAAAGUUCUGCCUGAUACAGAGUUUAUACGGAAUCCAAGAUAUCUGAAGGUGCAGCAUCUAGCAGCACUCGAAACAGCCCUCCCAAAAUGACCAAAGCUCCCGGACUGAUAGACCAGGUUGUCCCCUACCAUGAGCCCAUGCCACCCGUUUUCAUUCGGAAGCUUCGCAAGGCUGCGGUGGGAACGGGCUGUGAUAUCCGCCUCAGGGUGUCAGUGGAAGGUACUCCAAGACCGUCACUUACCUGGUACCACAACGACACACUCCUGCCUCACACGGAAGCCCAGGACUCAGGAGGGUUGUGGAUACGGGACUGCCAUAUGUGGGACGCUGGCUUGUACACUUGCGUGGCCGCCAAUGAGCUGGGGAAGGCCAGCUGCAGCGCCAUCCUCGCCAUUAUGGAUCUUGGAGAAGACUCUGAGGGCACAGAGGAUGAGACCACCGAGCCCCAGAUGGAACCCAAAGGAGGGCUGGGGAGACACCAAGACAAAACCGCCCGGGGAGGACCUUUAGGUGAGGGGGAUCGGAUGAUGGAAAAUAACUCCGAUGCCUCUGCUCGCCGAGGUACCCUUCCAGGCUCCUAUGAUCCCGUCGUGGAACGAGAGCUCCGGAUGCUGGGCUCCCGUCCUCCAGGGCCCAACAUGGACCCUACAAACCCAUCCAGGAAACGCACACAGAAAUCUCCCAACACUCUGGUUAUCACCUCAGCAGAACACCAGUCUCCUCCAAGCAAGGAAAAUGACAGAUUCCCAAGUCCAACGGGGAAACACGAGUCCCCAGUCACAGUCAGGGAAUCCGAGUCACAGUAUCCGACAAAGCCUCCUCGCCUCAGCCCAUCACCCACACCUUCCAUCAGUCCACUUCUAAAGAGGAGGAAGGAGGAGAAAGUGGUCAUUCCUACGAUCCUGGUGGAAGAUGAAACCGAAACUGAAUGUGAUGCAGCCCAAAUGAGAACGAAUGAAGUGAAACGUGGUGCUGCAGAAGAGCAAAGUGGGAGACAAGAUGAGGAGCACCUGAGUCCACAGGCAUGCGUGAUGGAACUCCAUGGAUGUGCUUCUCCUACGACUAAAAAUGUCCAUUUCAAGGAGCCUCCCUCUUUCCAGGUGGGGCCAUGUGACCAGGCAGUGAUUGAGGGCCAAGAUGUUGUCAUCUCGGUAAAAGUCACCGGGCAGCCCAAACCGAUGAUUUACUGGCUGAAGGACAAGAUCCCAGUCAAAACAGCAGGACGCUUCUCCAUAAGGGAGAAGGAGGACGGGGCCAAUGAGAUCAAGAUCAUCUCAGCACAGAGGUCGGAUUCCGGACUCUAUGCCUGCAAGCUUGUCAAUGAGAGAGGAACAAAGCAGGAAGAGUGCAGAGUUGAGGUCAAAACUGCAGCACAGAUGCACCUGAAAAUUAUCCGAGAGAUCAAAGAGCUGAUGGUGGAGGCCGGCGAGUCGGCCAUGUUUGAAUGUCACAUCACAGGACCCCCAGAUGUGGAUGUGGAUUGGCUGUCCAAUGGGAAGCUGAUCCAGCCAGCGCUGCUUAACUGCAAGAUGCACUUUGAUGGCCGGAGAUGCCGCCUGCUGCUGAAUUCAGUGCAUGAGGAUGACAGUGGGACAUACACUUGCAAAUUGAGCACAGCUAAAGACGAGUUGACCUCCAGCGCAAACCUGAAGGUGACUCCCUCCAAGGAGCCGCUGUUCACCCGCAAGCUGGACAUCCUCGAGGUCAUUGCAGGUCGCACGGCCCGCUUGGACUGCAAGGUGAGCGGGUCACCGGCGCCACAAGUCACCUGGAUGCACUUUGAGUCCACAGUGGAGGAGAGUGACAAUGUGUGCAUCCUCAGCGAGGGGGGGCGUCACUCGCUUGUCAUAGCCAACGUCAGCAGUGACACAGAGGGCUUCUAUACGGCCGUGGCUCAGAACAUUUACGGGAAGGCUGAUUGUACUGCGGAGCUUUACAUACAAGAGCACAGGGCUGCAGUCUCUGCUCACAUGUCCAAACUUGAGAAGAUGCCAUCCAUCCCGGAGGAGCCAGAGCAGCUAGAGACUGAAGUGGUUAAGAGAACCAUGCCAGACUUUGUCAAGCCUCUCACUGAUUGUGAGGUGAUUGAAGGCAAAGAGGCGGUGCUGAACUGCAAGGUGACGGGCCUGCCUUAUCCCACCAUCACCUGGUACCACAAUGGAAAGCGCAUUGAGAGCAGCGAGGAGCGCCAAAUGACCCAAAACAGAGAUUUGCACAGUCUGGUCAUUCAGACUGCUUGUAAUGCUGAUGGUGGAGUCUACAAGGCUGUGAUUGCAAACAAAGUUGGCAAAGCAGCCUGCUAUGCACAUUUAUAUGUUUCAGAUAUUGUUCCAGAUCCACCUGAUGGCCCCCCGGUCAUUGAGGCCAUCACAGGAAAAACUAUAAGUCUCAGCUGGAACCAAUCAAAGAGAUUAAAUCCGUUUUAUGAUUCAGGCUCCUUGUCAUAUGUGCUCCAGCAGCAAGCCCUGGGCUCCAUCCAGUGGUCCACCGUGGCAUCCAACUUGAGGGAAACCAGCUACACCAUUACCGGCCUUUCCAAGGGGGUCCGCUAUGCUUUCAGGGUCCUGACGUCCACCGGCAAGACACUUAGUAGGCCUUCACCAUUCACAGAUCUGGUCCAGCUCCAAGACAGUGGACCUUAUUUGAGGAAAGCACCAGUCAUCAUCGACAUACCUGACAUUGUGUACGUGGUUGAGAAUCAACCCGUAAUCAUCACCGUCACCCUGAACCAUGUGCACGCCACAGUCACUUGGAAAAGAAGAGGCGUGGCAUUGGUCAACAAACCAGGGGUGUGCGAGAUGAGCAUGCCGGAUGAUGAUCAACACUCCCUGAAGCUUCAGCGUGUUGGAGCCUUGGACGUUGGCCAGCUCGUGGUAAUGGCCAGCAACCAGUUUGGCAGCGACCUCUGCACACUGCAGCUGGUCAUGGCAGUGCCACCGAAGUUUGAAACCAUCAUGGAGGAUGUGGACGUUUGUGCUGGAGAAACAUCCCGUCUUGCUGUUGUGGUCGAAGGGAAACCAGAUCCAGAUAUUCUGUGGUUCAAGGAUGAUCUGCUUCUCUCAGAGGGCAGCCACUUUACUUUUGUGUAUGAUGACCCAGAGUAUUCUCUUGUGAUCCUCAAUGCCCGUCCUGAACAUUCUGGGGUGUACACGUGCACGGCAAAGAACCUGGCCGCGUCCAACUCCUGCAAAGCUGAACUGACUGUUCACACAGAGCAAAAAGAGGACAAAGAGCCAAUGGAAGAUGAGGGAACCAUUCUCAGGAAGAUGCGACGCUUGACAGACUACUAUGACCUCCACAAAGAGAUAGGCAGGGGGACCUAUUCCUAUGUAAAACGGGUGACUCAAAAGAACGGUAAAAAGGGUUUUGCUGCCAAGUUCACAUCUGCUCGUGGAAAAAGGAAAGCCUUGGCCUUGCGAGAAAUGGAGCUGCUGUCUGAGCUGGACCAUGAGAGGAUCAUCUUCUUCCAUGAUGCCUUUGAGAAAAAUAAUUUGGUGGUGCUGAUAACGACAUUGUGUCACGAGGAGAUGUUAGAACGAAUGUGCAGAAGAACUACAGUCACAGAGCUGGAAAUUCGUCAAAUUGUUCAGCAAGUGCUGGAAGGCCUUCGCUACCUUCAUGAGAAAGGCAUCGCCCAUCUUGACAUAAAGCCGGAAAACAUUUUGAUGGCCGUUACCGGCAGUGACCAGAUCCGUAUUUGCGACUUUGGUAACGCCAUCAAACUGGAGUCAUCCGUGGAGCACUACUGCAAAUAUGGCACACCGGAAUAUGUGGCGCCAGAGAUUGUGAACCAAAGCCCUGUCUCCAGAGCAACAGACAUAUGGCCAGUCGCAGUUAUUACAUAUCUCUGUCUGACAGGAGUGUCACCAUUCGCCGGUGAAAACGACAGAGCCACAGUGUUGAACAUUCGCAACUACAAUGUGGCCUUUGAUGAGACCAUGUUCUCUGACCUCUGCAAAGAGGCGAAGGGGUUUGUCAUCAAGCUCUUGGUGGUGGACCGACUGAGGCCAAGUGCCACUGAGUGCCUUCGUCAUCCUUGGUUCAAGUCAGAAAGUAACAAGAGCAUCUGUACAACAAGGCUGAAGCAGGUUUUGGCUCGAAGGCGAUGGCAGCGCUCCCUAAUCAGUUACAAAUCAAAGAUGGUGAUGCGAACAAUCCCAGAGCUACUUAAUGACGCAUCAAGCCAUGUGUCCAUUGCUGUGCCACGGCAUUUAAAAGAAGGCUCUCCACCACCUUCAUCAUCCUCUGACUCAGAAGCAGACGUGGAUGAGCUUCCCUUCAUUCCUAUGCCACUAUCUAUGUUCUUCUCCGGUUCCAGAGUCUCCCUCAAUGAGAUUCCGGCAAAUGAACACGUCUCGGAAAGGCCCACUGAUAUUGCUGAUAGAACGAAGGACAAUCUGGGCACAGCUGGUAUCAAGGGAGAAGCUGGUGAAAGUGUGACACAUAAAGAUGAAAACCUAGACGAGCAGUUAAUUCAUCAGGCAAAAAGAGCUCCACUUCAAAAAGGUUUAAGUACGGAGACGGAAGAGUCUCAAACAAAAGCAAGAAGAUCUACAAUGAGAAGAGGCAGUUCUGCUGACUCUGCGUUGCUACUUCACAUGGACCCAGAACCUGGUGAUAUCAGUGAUGCGGCAGAAAUGAGCAGCAAGAGCUUGAAAAAGACAGUUUCUCUUGAACUCCCCAAUCGUAGCCCAAGCCCUGGAAUGACAAAGCUAAGCCAAGAGGAUUACGCCUUGAAACUGGAGCUCAUGAGACAACGGCUCCUCAGGGGAGCUACCCUCGAUAAAAAGAUGAGCGGCCUGCGAGGGCCCUUAUUUGAAACACUUGGCAUGGAAGAUGAGGGACAGACAGCAUCUCUCGAUCGCAAUCUGAGGAGAUCCAGAGCCGGACCAUCCACACUCAUGCGAGCUGCAUCCUCUGAAAGUGCAGGACAGGACACACCAAAGACCAAAGUUUUUCAGAAAAGCGCUUCCUUCACUCAAGAAGAUUCUGAACCCAUGCCCCUUCACCGCAGGUAUGGCGCUCCCUUAGAAAUCCCAUCUAUGAGCACUGCCCGCACUGAAGGGAAGAAGCUUCAGGAGGCAACAUCCAUGUCUGCCCUAACAGAACAAACGAUGAUGGAGUCACCUACGGAGCGCAACUCCUUUAUAUACCCAGCAACAGGGGAAGUGGACCAACAGGACAAACAGAAAAAUCAAGAGAAAAGGACCAAUAAAGAAAAGGUAACCCAAGCAGAAAAUGAGCCAAAAUCAUUCUCACUUGUUGCUCCUUUAAUUGUGAUCGAAGAGGACGAUGAAGCAGAGGACAAAAGGAAAGCUCUCCGUAUCAAUAAAGAGAACAUGAUGAAAGAGAAAGAAACCUCACGAAACACAAACGCAUCAUCUGCAUAUGAAAGUGCCUCAGAAGAAGUUGCCAAGUCAUCUGGAAAAUCUGACCAAGUCUGUUACAAGUUGAACGGCCAUGAGCGCAAAGACAUCGCUCCUUCACCUCAACACCCGGCUGUGUUUGCCAAAGUGGCAAUUGCGGAUCGAUCUUCUAGUUCCCUCUCCUCAUCUUCGAACCCAGAAAUUCCUGGCAUGCCGCGCCAACCACUACUCAGAACAGAUAUCAAAGACAUUGACUCGGAGGAGAUCUUUGAAGCCAGAUUCAAAAAGAGGGAGUCAUCUUUGACUCGCAGCCUUCGAAUGCUAGCCAGAAACAAAUCAGAAGAAAAAUCGCCGACGCUGAACCGUAGGAUUGGUCAUCCAGACGAUGAGGUUUACAGGCCAGGGCAGAGAGGAGCCCCCCUUGAAAUGGUCUCCAGAGAGAAGUCCAAAUCAGUUCAAGACCUACGGGAAGGUAAGGAAAAAGAAGCAGGGCUAAGCCUUAUAGGGCGGUGGUCAAUGCGAGGAAAGAGAUCAACAUCAGCUGAUAAAAAAGUGGAGAAAUCAACGGAAAGAAAGACUCUGGCUACUCAGGAAAGUGCAGCCCCUAAGAGAGUUACGUGGGCAAUUGGUCGUAGUAAAUCUUUGGACACAAAGGAGCAGGAAGAAAAAGCACAAACAAAAGCUGAUGAGUCUGCCGUGUCUGCUAUGAGACGCAUGUUUGAGUCGAAAAUGGCUGGAAUCUCUGCCAAAAUAAGGAGCCAGUCUGAGGACAGGAAAGAUAAAACUGCAGAGGGAAGUCAGAAAGAGCAACAGCUGAGGAGGCUCACCGAUUCUACGAUCCUAGCAAUGCGACAGAAGUUUGAGAAUAAAACUUGCCCAAAAAUCCGCAGUCAAUCAGACCAAAGACAAGAGAACACAGAGGAAAAGAAGACACCCCUGUUUUCUCGUCAUCGCCACUCACACUCCGAGGGGCGAGGACUGAAAGGAAUGGGCGUGCUUGAGAAUCAGCUUGCAAAACAGGCAGGCAUGGGCGCGCCAAAGGAAUCGAUGGAAUCCACUUCCAGUAUUCAAUCCGAGAAAGAGAAUGACCGGCGGUCUAGAUGGGACAGGUGGGGUCUGACAAAGAGCAAGAAAGACAAAACACCUUCUCAGACUGACCUCAUUUUACUCACCCCAAAAGAGGAAGAGACUUCCCGCACUCAGAAAUUUUCCCGUUCCGGAUCUGAUUUCCCACCUGUGUUCCACAUCAAACUCAAAGACCAAAUCUUGCUUGAGGGAGAACAGGUCACCCUGAGUUGUCUCCCUGCCGGAAGUCCACAUCCUGACAUCGCAUGGAUGAAAGAUCGGAAAGCUCUGGAUGCGGAGGAGCGAAUCAGUCUGAUCUCCCAUCCGGAUGGCAGGCAGCUUCUUACCAUAUUGAAGUGCAGUCAAAGAGAUGCUGGGGUGUACGAGUGUGUAGCUACCAACACCCUCGCUGCCAUCACCACUUCUUGUACAUUGACGAUAGCUUAUGUUCCCAAGCGACCUGGAACCCCUGAAGUCCCUCAGACGUAUAACAACACUGCCCUGGUGCUGUGGAAGCCAUCCGACACCAAGCCUCCGUGCAGCUACACAUUGGAAAGAAAGACGGAAGGAGAUUCAACGUGGCAAACUGUUGCCACUGGAGUGGUUGACUGCUACUACAAUGUCACUGACUUACCAAGAGGUGACGUGUUCCGGUUUCGCGUGUUCUGUGAGAACAAGGCAGGACAAGGGCCACAUAGCAAUUGUUCAGCUCCAGUCAAUUUGGAUUCGGCAGAGUCUUCCCCCGUGGCUGGUAUUGUUAAGACCGCUGCAAUAUCUGGACCUCUGCCAUCCCACUCAAGUUUCGUCCCAGACACAUCCACAAUGAUUAUUCCAACCUCCACUAUGACAGGACCUGAAAAUGCAGCCUCCCCACUGGCAUCCCUUCCUCCUGCAGUACUGCCAUCAUCCCAUGGGGCUUCAAGAUGUAUAGAGACCUCGUCAGCCCCAUCUGCAAACACAAACAGGCAGACGGAUGCUCCAAAAAUCAGCGAUAAGGUUCCAUCUGUACCAUUUAUACCUGCCAAACUCCAGAGUCCAGUGAAUAUUGUGUCUCCUAUGACUCAGACCCCAACCACUCUUGUAACUCCUCCUUCAAGUCCCACCAAACCCACCUUAGCGCCCAUGUACAUCCCCAUCACCACAGCCCCAUCCCAAAUGUCCUUCCCUCCUAAAGUGCUCCAAAUAUCGAGCCUGAGCCCCAUGGGUGAUGGGACCUGUGCGCCCACCAGAAGCACACCAGGUGCUCACACUACGCCCUCCACGGCUCUGCGCCAAGGGGUUCCACAGAAACCUUACACAUUCCUGGAGGAGAAAUCCAGAGGUCGCUUCGGAGUAAUCCGUGAGUGCCGUGAGAACGCCACAGGCAAAGUGUACAUGGCCAAAAUUAUUCCCUACACUCAAGAGAACAAAAAGGAAGUGCUGAAGGAGUAUGAGAUCCUGAAAUCUCUGCACAAUGAAAAAAUCAUGGCUCUGCACGAAGCCUAUGUCACGCCUCGCUAUGUUGUGCUGGUGGCAGAGAACUGCUCCGGCAAAGAGCUGCUGCACAGCCUCGUAGAAAGGUUCCGCUACUCUGAAGAUGACGUGGUUGAUUACUUGGUCCAGAUCCUCCAGGGAGUCGAGUACCUCCACAACCGCCGAGUCCUACACCUAGACCUGAAGCCCGACAACAUAAUGGUAACAAACCUCAACGCCGUCAAAAUUGUGGACUUUGGAAGUGCUCGGAGCUUCAACCCACUUAGCCUCAAGCAGCAGAACUUCAGUGUAAUAUCACUGGAAUACAUGGCUCCUGAGAUUGUGAAAGGAGAAGUUGUGGGGCCUCCCGCAGAUGUUUGGACUGUUGGCGUUGUGACUUACAUCAUGCUCAGCGGCCAGCUGCCCUUUGAAGACAAAGAUCCUCAGCGUGUGAAAUCCAAGAUUCUGAUGGCGAAGUUUGACCCAAAGAGACUUUACCCCAACGUUUCCCAAAGUGCCUCAGCCUUUGUCAAGAAGAUGCUGAGCAGUUACGCUUGGGCCCGCCCCACCACACGGGACUGCUUCACACAAGCCUGGCUACAGGACUCUUACAUGAUGAAGCUGAGGAGGCAGACACUCACCUUCACCACGGGCAGACUCAAAGAGUUCUUGGUGGCGCAGCAGUCCCACCGUGCUGAGAGCACAACCAAGCACAAGGUGCUGCUGCGCAGCUACCAGAGCACGCCCAAGCCCCCAUCAUCCGAGCCUGGGUCGCAUGUUCCCGACUCAAAGUGAAAUUCAUGAGGACGGAGCCAUUCGCGUGACUUGCAUUUGGAAACUUGCCAUUUGAUGCGUCGCUCACUGCUCUGUUCUUGAGUACAAAGACUGCAAAAUCUAGUCUCAACUCGGAAUAAAAUGUGUCAAUGCUAUUGCGGUUGACUGCACAUUUCCAACAACCUUGCCCCUUUUCAGCAAAACAAAUUCAAAAACUCACUUAGCACAAACCAUCGCCGUUCUUGUUUGAUAUAAACCACCACCCAUGCGAAUGUAUACCAUACUUUGAGCUGCUAAUUUAUGUUGGUGUUGACUUAUGUUUCUUACACUUUAGAUCUCAACCCCUCCAAAAAAACCCAAAGGUUUCCUUAAAACUGUUUACUUUUUUUCAUGUUAAUUUAUUUGCAUGCGUGUGCGAGUGCAAGCAUCUCUGCAUCACUUUUUUCACUCACUAAGAAGGAAAAAAAAGCUGUGUCUUUGUGGUUGCUGGAUCAGGAUCACACAGCUAAUGUCUGCAUCUGUUGUUGAACAUGCAUUACAGGUACCGUAGGACGCACACUGGUUACUUGCUGCGAUUCCUUACACCUAGUUCGGUGAAAUCAUGUUUGCCCAGUCAGUGCCUAGUUUGGAGGAAAAUCCAAAAUAUAUUUCUUAGCUAAUGUGUCUGAUGUAGAAAUUCACAUGCGAUGAGCAAGUUGGACAAAUAUUUAUCACUGCUGUUGCAAUUUUACAAGUCAGACUGACAGAAACUAGAGCAUUUAAUAGUUGUGUGUGUUACUCUCACAGCACUUCUUUUUGUAUGAAUUUGGAUGUUUGAAGAGUUGUAAAUGUGCCACCUUGCUGUGUUUAUAUGUGGGAUAUGUUGUUUUUCCAGAGACAGUAUGUAAUAAAGUACAAAUUGCCUAUU